This is a messenger RNA of Trifolium pratense (red clover), 1170 nucleotides long. Its product is annotated as cysteine proteinase inhibitor 6. The coding region runs from base 123 to 860 and encodes 245 amino acids. The transcript has 4 exons. The record is from RefSeq and is a predicted model, not a curated record. Gene Ontology annotation, molecular function: cysteine-type endopeptidase inhibitor activity. NCBI's taxonomy places the organism in Eukaryota, Viridiplantae, Streptophyta, Magnoliopsida, Fabales, Fabaceae.
GCACAAGCGUGUGAAAUACGUGGCUUCGAUGCUAAGCAACGCGCGUUUAAACCAAUAAAUACGGCGCUGCCACCCACACAAACACUUUACUUACUCACUGCGUUAAACCAAAGCAUUCCUUAAUGAAACCAACUUCUUCUUCUUCUUCUUCUUCUUCAUUUUCAAUCUCAUUCUUCAUCUUCUUCUUCGCUACCUUCAAUUUUCUAGAAUCUUCUGCAGAUUGUACCCAUUUCGAUCACGCGCCAAUGUCUACUUUAUGCGGAGGCAUUCACGAUUCACCAAUCAAUCAAAACUCUGAUGAAAUUGAAUCUCUUGCUCGAUUCGCUGUUGAUCAACACAACGCCAAACAGAAUUCUCUUCUGGAGUUUGCAAGGGUGGUGAAAGCACGUGAACAGGUUGUAGCUGGUACACUUCAUUAUCUUACUCUUGAGGCUGUUGAUGGGGGUGAAAAAAAGAUCUAUGAAGCCCAAGUCUGGGUAAAACCCUGGUUGAACUUUAAAGAACUUCAAGAGUUCAAGCAUGCUGAUAAUGGUGGUGCUCCAUCAUUUACCUCUGCAGAUCUUGGUGCGCUAAAGGAUGGCCACAAGCCAGGAUGGCAGUCUGUGCCAACACAUGACCCUCAAGUUCAAGAUGCAGCAAAUCAUGCUAUUAAGACCAUCCAGCAGAGGUCAAAUUCACUAGUGCCCUAUGAGCUCCAUGAGGUUACUGAUGCAAAGGCUGAGGUCAUCGAUGAUUUUGCUAAGUUUAAUUUGCUACUCAAGGUCAAGCGGGGAGAGAAGGAAGAGAAGUUCAAGGUAGAGGUGCACAAGAAUAACGAGGGUAGUUUCCAUCUUAAUCAGAUGGAAGCUGAUCAUUCCUAAUCCUGAUAUGAAGCUUGGUCGCGGUAGCAAUAUAGGCCUGCUUGGACCCUAAAUUUGCACUUUAUAUAUAUAUGGGAUGGGAUGGGAUGUAUCAUGUAUCGUUUAUGACUCACAACACAACUAGUACUUUUCUAAUAUUGCCCUUGUUUUACUACUUGUUAGUGACUAUGAAAAUGUGUUUGCUUACUAGGGAUUACAAUGGAUGUGGCUUGUGUUAGGGAAAACUAUUGGGAUUUGGGAGGCUUGUAACCUUGUACCAACUAAGUGUGAAAGAUUCCAAAAUAAUGGAAUUAAAUAAUUUUUCUUAAAA